Molecule: messenger RNA, 4540 nt
Organism: Populus nigra (black poplar)
Lineage: Eukaryota; Viridiplantae; Streptophyta; Magnoliopsida; Malpighiales; Salicaceae
Product: DNA replication ATP-dependent helicase/nuclease JHS1
Exons: 34
Coding region: 122-4183 (1353 amino acids)
Biological process (GO): replication fork reversal
Cellular component (GO): cytoplasm
Molecular function (GO): 5'-flap endonuclease activity; single-stranded DNA helicase activity
Source: RefSeq, a predicted model, not a curated record
UAGCCGCCUUUGAGUCUGGGCGGGAAAUCGCAGAGCCCCAAAUCAGUAGUAACUGAACUAAACCUCAAUCCCAAAUCGACUUUGCUGCAUUUCCUUCAGAGCUGCGAAUUGGAAGAAGGAAAUGCCUCCAAAGAAGAAAUCCAAGUCGUCUUCUUCUUCAACCUCAUCAGCGAAGAAAAACCAGCAAAACUCACAGCAGCAGCAGCAGCAGCAACAACAACCUUCCAAGUUUGGAAUCCAACAUUUCUUCAAUCUCCACACACAAAACGCACUUUCCCUCUCUCAAAAUCCCCAACCUCCACCCACUCCUCCAAUUCCCCAAACCCUCUCUCAAAACCCUAUAAUUUCCCCUAAUUCUCUAAACCCUAAAUUUGCGCCACCCUCCGAUUCUCACCACCUCGAUGCCGACGAUAACGUGAUGGAUGUCUCACCUGAAAUCACCAAGUCGGUGUCUCUCCAACGCUUCAAGUUCUCUCCUGGAAUGUUGAUAAAGCAGAGCCAGGAUGAUGGUGGCGAUGAGGUCACAUGGAAGAUAUCUCCGGUUAGUGAAAGACUCCAAGCUGUCUCCAAGCAAAUGCCCCAACUCAUUCAACUCUUAGCUGAAACUUCAAAGCUUAAUUCUUUCAGCAUUCGUCCUUGUUCCUCUUUAAAUGACGAGAUUUCAUCUGGUACUGCUGGCAAGGUUGAUAAGCAGGUUCCUUCACCUCCAUGGAAGGGUGCUGACAGAUCUUUGGUGCCUGCUAGUAGAGUUGGAUUGAAAAGAAUAAACCCACGUCAGGAUGUAAAUUUGACUGAUGUUAAUUGCUCGCUUGCUGGUCGACAAAGUCCUUUCAGAACUCCGCCGUCCCUUUCAUAUUGUCACGAAAAGCUUUCUAAUGUUGCUGAAUGCAAUGGAGCAUCAGAUCAACUGGAUCAAAGGCAACACAAAAAGGCAUUGCUUGAGCUUUUGGAUCAAGUAGAAGAUGCAAUUUCUGUUGAAGAUUCAGAACCUAGUACUGUCAAUUCAUCUAAAACUCAAGAUGGAAAUGGUUAUGACAUGCCCUGCAAUGCUGGAUCUCUAGUAAAUGAAGCAGCAAUAGAUCCACCAGAAAGUGUUGCUGUGCCAUUGUCAAAUUAUAAUUUUCUUGUAUUGGAGGUAUCUGAGAAGCACAGGCCCGCGGAUUCAUCUGGUGCUCAAUGCCCUUAUAAGGUUCUUCGAUUGUUGAAUGAGCAAAGUGGAGAAGAGCGAACUGUCUAUUUGUGGGAAGAGUGGUUCUAUAGUGUCAUUGCACCUGGAGAUACUGUAAAUGUGAUUGGUGAAUUUGAUGACCAAGGAAAGUGUGACGUGGAUCGUGACAAUAAUCUCUUAAUUGUUCAUCCUGACAUUCUAGUCUCUGGAACUUGGGUUGCUGCUAGUUUCAGUUGUCCACGUCGAACUGUUUUAGAUGAGAGACUAAAAUGCAGUGAGCAUUCAACUGCUGCAUUAAUUGGUACCUUGCUGCACCAAAUUUUUCAGGCAGGACUCAUGCAAGAUAAUCCUACCAUAAACUUUUUGGAGGAAUAUGCUAGAAUAGUACUCCAGAAAAAUAUUGAAAGCCUGCAUGCAUGUGGAGUAAUUGAAAAUGAUAUCUUCAAUACUUUGGUUGAGGCAAUUCCUAAACUAAUAAAUUGGAUCAACCUGUUCAAAGAUUCACAGGAUUCAAAAGCCCCCAUUAUUGAUUUUGGUCCUGACAAUGGAUUGAAAAAGCUAAGUAUAUCUGAGGUGAUUGAUAUCGAGGAGAUGGCAUGGGCCCCAAAAUAUGGGUUGAAAGGAAUGAUUGAUGCUUCUGUCCGCGUUAAAGUAGAGUCAGGCAGAAAUAAAGCAGAUGAGAAGAUUGUGCCUCUAGAGUUUAAAACUGGGAAAGUUUCCAAUGGGCAGUCAUCCAUGGAACAUGUAGCCCAAGUGAUUUUGUACACUCUUCUCAUGUCUGAGAGGUAUCUGAAACAUAUUGAUUCUGGUCUUCUGUAUUACCUCCAAUCAGAUCAGACACGGGGAAUCACGGUUCAAAGGUCUGAUGUGGUUGGGCUAAUCAUGCGUCGAAAUGGGCUUGCAAAUGACAUCCUUAAGGCAUCAAGAACUCAGCAAUUGCCUCCAAUGCUACAGAGCCUAAAUAUGUGCAGAAGUUGCCGCCAUCUUGAUGUCUGUACAAUCUAUCAUAAGGUGCAUGGUGGAAGCAAAGAGAGUAGUGGACUAGGUGAUCUGUUUGAUUCACGUGUUCAUCAUCUGACAACUGCUCAUUACAGUUUCCUUCAACGCUGGGAUCAGUUGAUUGACUUAGAGGCUAAAGAGACACAGCUUGUAAAAAACAGAAUAUGGCGUCCACAUAGUUUGAAGAGUGAUCAUUCCACUAGUUGCCUUUCUUCUGUUGUUCUUGAUACUUCAGAUCGAGUUCCAUAUCAGAAAUCUCUCAAAGACAACCGAUUCAUUUAUCGUUUUGUCCAUAAAAAAAUGCCUCUUCAUGACGUGCAUGCUUCUGGGGGAGAAUCUUUGAGUUUUCCUUCUUCUUCAGCAGAAGAUUUCGAUUAUACACUUAAAAGUGGAGACUAUGUGAUUAUUAGUACCAAAUUUGGCCAUCAAACUGUAGCAAGUGGGUUCAUAACAGAUAUCAGUCGGUCCCAUGUUUCUGUUUCUUUUCCUAAGCACUUAAGACUCCCUGGCAGCAAUUCUUCGUCAGAAGCACAUGAUCUCUUUAGGGAGGUCUGGCAGAUUGACAAGGACGAGUUUAUGACUUCAUUUUCAGUUAUGCGGUUCAACCUUGUACAACUGUUUCUCCAAAGUGAACAAAGUUCUCACCUUAGGAAGAUGAUUGUUGAUCUUGAGGCUCCUCGAUUUGACAGUGGAUGUAUAUUUAGUCAAGAUCCAGCCCUAUCUUAUAUAUGGUCAGUGAAGAAUUUAAAUGGAGAUCAGCGUCGGGCAAUUCUGAAGACUCUUACAGCUAAGGAUUAUGCUCUGAUACUAGGGAUGCCUGGAACUGGAAAGACAUCGACCUUGGUACAUGCUGUCAAGGCCAUGUUGAUGAGAGGUGCAUCCAUUUUGCUCACGUCCUACACAAACUCUGCAAUUGAUAAUUUACUAAUCAAAUUAAAAGCUCAGGGUAUUGAUUUUCUACGAAUUGGAAGACAUGAAGUUGUCCAUGAGGAAGUCCGUGCCAAUUGCGUUUUUGCAAUGGAUGUACACAGUGUAGAAGACAUUAAAUUAAGAUUAGAGCAAGUCAAGGUUGUUGCAGUAACCUGCUUGGGGAUUUCUAGUCCCUUGCUUGCCAAAAAGAAAUUUGAUGUAUGCAUUAUGGAUGAAGCUGGACAAAUUACCCUCCCAAUAGCUUUGGGACCCUUGAUGUUUGCUUCAAAGUUUGUUCUUGUUGGUGAUCACUAUCAACUGCCUCCACUUGUCCAGAGUACAGAGGCUCGCGAGAAUGGAAUGGGGAUAAGUUUGUUUUGUAGGCUUUCUGAGGCACAUCCUCAAGCAAUUUCAGCUUUGCAAAGCCAGUACCGCAUGUGUCAAGACAUUAUGGAACUAUCAAAUGCCUUGAUAUAUGGUGACAGACUGCGUUGUGGUUCUUCUGAGAUAGCAAAUGCCAGGCUUAAAUUUUCAGGUUUACAGUCCUGUUCAUCAUGGCUAAAGGAGGUAUUAAAUCCUGGCAGACCCGUCAUAUUUAUUAACACAGAUAUGCUGCCAGCUUACGAGGCAAAGGACUCCAAAACUGUGAAUAACCCAAUAGAAGCUUACAUAGUUGCAGAGGUCACAAAGGAAUUACUUAAUAAUGGGAUUGUAGGUGAUGAUAUUGGCAUUAUUACCCCUUAUAAUUCCCAGGCAAAUCUCAUCCGAGCUUCUGUUAACGUAAGCUCUGUGGAGAUUCAUACCAUUGAUAAAUACCAGGGAAGAGACAAGGAAUGCAUACUGGUAUCCUUUGCUAGGUCCAGUGAAAAUCCAAGAAAUGGUACUUCUUCGUUGCUUGGAGAUUGGCAUAGGAUUAAUGUGGCACUCACACGAGCCAAGAAAAAGUUGAUCUUAGUAGGGUCGUGCAAAACCCUGUCAAAGGUCCCGCUGCUGAAGCUUCUUGUUGAGAAGGUUGAAGAGCAAUCAGGCAUUGUCAACGUGUCCAAGACAGAUAUCAACUACGAAGAGCACAAAGGAGAGCUGAAAAGAUGUUCUCAAAUCAGAUGAUUACUGCUUUCAGUUCACCAAAAAGGAAAAAGAAAAGAAAAACGGGUGACGGCAUGAAUUGGCUUCUUCUCAUUACGCCAAAGAUUUGGCGUUUGGGGCGGUAAAGAUUGUGUAGGUAAUGAGAUCACUGACUUUUUGUAGCAUUAGGAAAUAUGCGACUAGAAGAAAGAAAAAUGUGAAGAUCGCAUCCUCACGGCGGACAAAGUUACUUUAAGAAUUAUCAUCCAAAUGCUCUUACCAAGGUUUGUGCAGUUUAUACCAGUUAAAAUUUGUAAUUUGGACUUUGAGAACAACUUGUUAACUGAGCUCUUAGAUAUUAAGGUUUAAGCAAUAAUUUAUUUAUUUUUUACAUCUGAA